Messenger RNA from Aspergillus lentulus, 3600 nucleotides. RefSeq names its product chromosome segregation protein SMC. Gene Ontology annotation, biological process: chromosome organization. The record is from RefSeq and is a predicted model, not a curated record. NCBI's taxonomy places the organism in Eukaryota, Fungi, Ascomycota, Eurotiomycetes, Eurotiales, Aspergillaceae. Gene Ontology annotation, molecular function: protein binding; ATP hydrolysis activity; ATP binding. Gene Ontology annotation, cellular component: chromosome.
AUGUAUGUCAAGCAAAUCAUCAUUCAGGGCUUCAAAAGCUACAAGGACCAGACGGUCAUCGAGCCCUUCUCCCCAAAACACAAUGUGAUCGUCGGUCGCAAUGGUUCCGGCAAGAGUAACUUCUUUGCAGCCAUUCGCUUCGUCCUGAGCGAUGCCUAUACCCACCUUGGCAGGGAGGAGCGACAGGCUCUGCUUCACGAAGGUUCUGGGUCUGCGGUGAUGUCCGCCUAUGUUGAGAUCAUUUUCGACAACUCCGACGACAGAUUCCCUACUGGAAAGCCGGAAGUGGUCCUCCGCCGAACUAUUGGACUAAAGAAGGACGAAUACACUCUUGAUCGCAAAAAUGCUACCAAAUCCGAUGUCAUGAACCUUCUCGAAUCGGCCGGUUUCUCGCGAUCGAAUCCUUACUAUAUUGUGCCGCAAGGUCGAGUCACUGCGUUGACCAACAUGAAGGAUUCUGAACGUUUGAACUUGCUGAAAGAGGUCGCUGGUACCCAGGUCUACGAGGCACGCCGUGCGGAAUCAUUGAAAAUCAUGCAUGAAACGAACAAUAAGAAGGCCAAGAUUGAUGAACUCUUGGACUUUAUCAACGAGCGGCUCGCUGAACUUGAGGAGGAGAAGGAUGAGCUGCGCAAUUUUCAAGAAAAGGAUAAAGAACGCCGGUGCUUGGAAUACACCAUCUACUCUCGUGAGCAACAUGAAAUUUCUGGCAUCCUUGACAAUCUGGAGGAACAAAGACAGACCGGCGUGGAGGAUACAGAUCUUAACCGAGAUAGGUUCAUCGAAGGAGAGAAGGGGAUGGCGCAAAUAGAUGCAGAAAUCGCCGAGUGCAAGCAGCAAAUUGAGUUUCUGAAAGUGGAUAAGGCUCAGCUUGAAGACGAGCGCCGCGAGGCCUCGAAGACCCUUGCACAGGUGGAAUUGCGCGCCAAAUCGCUUUCCGAGAACCAGGCUACAGCUCAGGUGCUCAAAGCACGCCAUGAUGAAGAUCUCAAGACCGUCGAGCGCGCGAUCAAGGAGCGCGAGGCCGAACUCGAGGAACUUAUUCCUCGCUUCAAUGCAGUCAGAGACCAGGAAGACAACAUCAAAGCGCAGCUGAAUGAAGCCGAGACAACCCGCCAACGUCUGUAUGCCAAGCAGGGUCGCAACUCGCGCUUCAGGAAUAAGUCGGAGCGCGAUAAAUGGCUACAGGCCGAGAUCAAGGAAAACCACACCUCUAUUUCCACAGUACAGGCCGUGAUGGCGCAGACUCAGGAGGACAUCAAAGAGCUUGAGAACGACAUUGCGCUCUUGGAACCGGAAACGGAACGCUUGCGUCAACAAAUUGAUGGCAGGGGAGACACUGUCCAUUCUGUAGAACAACAGGUUCAAGCUGCAAAGGACGAAAGGGAUAGAUUGAUGGACCAGAGGAAAGAACUGUGGCGAGAAGAAGCGAAGCUCGACUCGAUUCUUGCCAACGCUUCAAAUGAAGUGGACCGGGCAGAACGCGCACUUUCUCAGAUGAUGGACCACAAUACCAGUCGUGGAAUUGCGGCUGUGCGAAGGAUCAAACGUCAGCACAACCUUGAAGGAGUCUAUGGAACAUUGGCGGAACUCUUCGAGGUGAAUGACAGAUAUCGGACUGCGGUUGAAGUCACAGCUGGCCAGAGUCUGUUCCAUUAUGUCGUGGACACGGACGAGACUGCGACCAAGGUGCUGGAAAUACUGCAGCAGGAGAAGGCUGGGCGAGUGACUUUUAUGCCCCUAAACAGACUCAGAUCCAAGCCCGCCAAUCUGCCUCGAGCGAGCGAUACGAUUCCAAUGAUCGACAAGCUACAAUAUGAUUCUGCCUACGAAAAGGCUUUCAACCAUGUGUUUGGCAAGACAAUUAUUUGCCCGAACCUUCAGGUUGCCUCGCAAUAUGCUCGAAGCCAUGGUGUCAAUGCGAUUACGCCCGAUGGUGACCGGUCUGAUAAGCGAGGUGCGCUUACUGGUGGUUUCCACGACUCUCGGCAAUCUCGACUUGACGCAGUGAGAAACCUAACGAAAUGGCGGGAUGAAUAUGAGAACAAGAAGAACCGAGGGGCAGAAAUUCGGAAGGAGCUGGAGAAGUUGGACCAGGUCAUUACGAAGUCUGUCGGUGAAUUGCAAAAGCUGGAGCAACAGAGACAACAGGUACAGCAUAGUAGUGGACCGCUCCGGCAAGAGCUCAGAAGCAAACGGGAUCUUCUUCUUCAGAAGAACGACAGUCUUGACGCCAAGCGCAAGGCUCUCCGCAAUAUCGAGACCAAUCUGGCCGCGUUGAACGACCAGGUGAAUGCGUUCGAGGCGGAGCUGAAAACACCAUUCCAGAAGGCGCUGAGCAAUGAGGAAGAGGCACAGCUCGAGUCACUCAGUGUCGUUGCUCAGGAUCUUCGGCGGCAAUAUCAGGAACUCUCUGCUCAGCGAAGCGAGUUGGAGGCCCGAAAGUCGAUCCUCGAAGUCGAACUUCGGGAGAACUUGAACCCCCGUCUAGACCAGCUUGUCAGCCGCGAUACUGAUAUAGGAGAUGAUGAUGGCCAGGGCAAUCUGAAGGAGACCGAGCGGGAGAUGAAGCGACUGCGCAAGUCGUUGGAGAAUCUGAGCCAACGCCUCCAGAAGGUGGACGAGUCUAUCGAGAAAGCAAACGCUCAAGCAAAUGAGCUCGAGAAACAAAAGGCUGAAAUCCGUCUUGAACUGGAAGAGCUGGCGAGGUCCAUCGAAAAGCACCAGCGUCGCAUGGAAAAGAAUAUGCAGAAAAAGGCUGCUUUGACCAAGCAAGCAGCAGAAUGUGCGGCAAAUAUCCGCGACCUGGGCGUGCUUCCAGACGAAGCAUUUACCAAGUACAAGCACACGGACUCGAACACCGUUGUUAAGAAGUUGCACAAGGUCAAUGAGGCUCUCAAGAAGUAUUCGCAUGUCAACAAGAAAGCGUUCGAGCAGUACAACAGCUUCACCAAGCAGCGCGAAACCCUAACCAACCGGAGAGAGGAACUCGAAGCAUCGCAGAAGUCAAUCGAGGAACUCAUCUCAGUACUUGACCAGCGCAAGGAUGAGGCUAUUGAGCGUACGUUCAAGCAAGUCUCUCGUGAGUUUGCCAACAUCUUCGAAAAGCUCGUCCCCGCUGGCCGUGGGCGCUUGAUCAUUCAGCGGAAGACCGACCGUGCUCUCCGACAAGAGGAUGACAUGGAUUCCGACGACGAACGAGCACAGCAGAGUGUCGAAAACUACGUUGGAGUGGGCAUCAGUGUGAGCUUCAACAGUAAGCAUGAUGAACAACAGCGGAUUCAGCAACUUAGUGGUGGCCAAAAGAGUCUUUGCGCACUUGCACUGGUCUUCGCAAUCCAAGCCUGUGACCCGGCGCCGUUUUACCUCUUUGACGAGAUCGAUGCCAACCUCGACGCUCAGUACCGAACCGCCGUUGCUCAGAUGCUCCAGUCCAUCUCGGAAUCUACCAACGGACAGUUCAUUUGCACCACCUUCCGUCCUGAAAUGUUGCAUGUGGCAGAGAAAUGCUACGGUGUCAGCUUCCGGCAGAAGGCUAGUACGAUUGACGUUGUGUCCAGAGAAGAGGCGCUCAAGUUCGUUGAGGAGCAGAAGACUUAA